GCUAGAAUGGCUCGUACUCUCUGAUAUCCGUCAAAAGAAACGCCAUCGGAGUAAACACAAGCAGCAAAAACGGGCCGAAUCUCUGAUGCCCCUCCUGAUAUCGCUGUUGGAACAUCGCAAGGAACACGGUUUGGGGGUGAAGAGACUUGACAUUGACUUCGGGACCAAGAUCGGACCCAGGGAUGAGUUCGAGCGGUACAUUGGAAAGCUGGAGGCGCUGGUUGAGGAGCUCGAGUAUCGCAAUGAGACAUCGGAGGACAAAGUGCGACACCUGCGAUGGCGAUUCUGGUGACCCCGAGGAGAAACUGCGAGAUUCUGACUCAGUAUUGCCGUAGAGCUCGUAGUUGAGGUGGACGGCAAU
Phanerochaete carnosa HHB-10118-sp is the source of this 361-nucleotide messenger RNA. RefSeq lists its product as uncharacterized. The record is from RefSeq and is a predicted model, not a curated record. The coding region runs from base 86 to 292 and encodes 68 amino acids. NCBI's taxonomy places the organism in Eukaryota, Fungi, Basidiomycota, Agaricomycetes, Polyporales, Phanerochaetaceae. The transcript has a single exon.